This is a messenger RNA of Linum trigynum, 4254 nucleotides long. The record is from the annotation of a GenBank genome assembly. Lineage: Eukaryota; Viridiplantae; Streptophyta; Magnoliopsida; Malpighiales; Linaceae.
CCUAGGUUGAUUGUGAUUAAGUCGUCCAAACCCUGGUUUGAGGGAGAAGGUAAGUUAACUCUCAAUUGCUUGGGCCAAGAGGGGUACAAUUGUAGCCUAUAAUGCAUUACUUAACCUAACAAUUAAGAGUAAGGUUUCUAACCAUUGUUGCUCCUCCUAGAGGUUCACAAUCGCCUUGUCGCACACCGAUUCAUUCGAUCCCAUGGUUCACGGUAGUUAGUUAGGGGAAAACAACUCCUGAGUGAAGCUUGUCACCAAGAGUUUCGAUCCUUUUACUUUUCAAGUCUUGCAUUUUUAAUCAUAGAUUGUAGAGAUUUUCACAAACUUCAUUCCGCUAGAUAAUGUUCAAACCAUCAAAGUAGGGGUACAUGGACCGGCCCGGGUUGAUAUUUAAACAUACUUGCCCUAUAUUGCACCCGUUUAAGGUUUGUACUUAUGCCUUAGGUGGGAUUUAACUGUGAUAUUCGGGACGAGUCAAGUUUUUGGCGUCGUUGCUGGGGAACCAUUCUAGGUUAUUUGAAAAAGGCUUAGAUCGUUACUUUAGCCAUUUUAUGUUUUGUUUUGUGUUUCUUGACCCACUCUUCUCUUAGAAGGGUGGCUUGUGUUUGUUUGAUUUUGUUUUUGUGUUUUUGUCGUUGUAGGUUGAAUCAUGGAUCCCAAUGGCUCCCACAACAUUUGGGGGUAUCCACAACCACCCGAAUGGGGGUACCCCGGUGCUUCAUGGGACAACCAAGAGGAUGGAAGCCAAGGAACCUGGUUCUAUGAUCAACCUCCCUUCCAAGAAGAAUAACCAUACCAAUGGGUGUAUCAAGAAGCUUCCCCAUACCAAGAAGAUUUCCCUCCAUAACCCGAGGAGAAAUCCAAGUUGGAGUUGGCAAUGGAAGCUUUCAUGGGACAAACCUCAAGACUAUGUGCCACUCCACACCCGGAGCCUAAGAGCCAAUUGGAGCUCAUGGUGGAGCGAUUUGCUCGAGGCACCGAUGAAGGGUGCUCGAACUUGGAUCUCCCCCAACCCCAAGUAGAGUCUAAGUUGGAGCUUGCUAUGGAGAAAUUUGAAAGAACAAGCUCCAACACGGAUUUCCAACCCCUCCCUCCUCCCGGUUUGACACUAGAAGAGAAUGUGGCACGAGCUUGUGCAAGCUAUUAUCUCUCAUCAUUGGAGGAGAAAGAGGAGGUUGAAGGAGCAAUCAAUGACAGCCGUGUGGAGCAAGACGAACUCACCCCGGAGAGCUCUCGUGGUGAGGAUGAACAAAAAGAUUGCAUUGACGACUCUAAUCACUUUUCCCUUCCCGAGGGCAAAUUUGAAGACCAAGUCACGAGUGUGGAGGAGCAAGAGAAUCCUAUCUAUAAUCUUGCAUGUCAUCUUUCCCUCCCAACCAUACUUGAAGACAUGAACGGGAAGGAGGAGGAGGAGGUGGAAGAGGAGAAAGUGAGCUUUGAAGAGGAAGAAGAUCUUGAGUGUUCCUAAGGGGAGGAAAUUGAAGAAGAUGGAAGAAAGGUUGAGGUUGAAGAUGCAAGUGGUUUCCCAAGCAAUGGACGAGGUAGAGGUGGAUGAAGCAUCCACAAUGUUAGAAUAUGACUUGAAUUUGAUUUGGGUUUGUUUUGUGUUUUGGGCCCAUUUAGUUUGGGUUUGGGAUUGGGCUUUGUUUGACCUUUUCCUUGUAUGUUUGAGAAAAGGUGUUUGGUUUUCUAUUUGGGAUUAGGAGAAGAGUUCUAUAAAUACUCUUCAUCACCCUAGUCUGUAGUAAAGGUCAAUCAGGUUAGUUUGUUGGGUUUGUCCGUUUGAAAAUUUUGGUUUGUAACCUGUACUCUUCUCAAAUUAGUGAAAUUUGUUCUCCCCUGCCCGGGAUUAGCUAGUACACAUUGUGUUAGUGAACCACGUUAAAUUUGUGUUCGUUCGUGUUGGUUUGGAUUGUCGUUUGCACGCUUCUGUUCUGACAAGUGGUAUCAGAGCCGUGGUUGAGAUAUCGGGAAAUUGUGCGCAAAUUUGGAUCGGGUGUUGGUUUCCGCGGAUUCUUGUCCGAGUGUGAUUAUUAACAAGGGCGGAGGAUCAGCUUCAGAUUUUCUCCAAAAUUUUUCUUUCGACAGAUUCUUGUCUUUUGUCCCAAUUGAAGUGGUUUAAGGAGAAGUCUGUUUGUUGUCCUUGGUGGUGAUUAGGGUUUUCGAUAUCAAGGAUGUCUGUUCUGAAUUUGAAGAUCGAGAAGUCAAUUUGGAGUUGCAGGCUUGGAGUUAGCAGUAAAUUUGAUGUUGGUGUUAUGGACGGAAAUAACACCAAGCUGGUUCUGCAUGGCAAGUCCCAACAUGGGUUGGACUUGCUGCAUAUUUUGAUUUGUUGAUCGCCCUUAGGGGCAUUUGGAGGCAGGGGAGAUUCUGGUACAGCUAAUUUGGAGAGUUUGGUACUUUUUGCGAUUUGCAUCGCGUUUGGUCUGGCGAUAUGAAUCGCAUUUGGAUAUGUCUGACAAUCUUGAUUGCGUUUGAGUUUGGCGGUUUCGAUCUCAUUUGGAUACUUCUGGCUAUAUGUAUCGCGUUUGGGUACAUCUGGCAACUUUGGUUGCGUUUGGGUACAUCUAGCAACUUUGUUUGUGUCUGGUACAUCUGGUAUUUGAGAGAGAAUUCAAGUCAAGGUGGAGAUUGUUAGAAUAUGACUUGAAUUUGAUUUGGGUUUGUUUUGUGUUUUGGGCCCAUUUAGUUUGGGUUUGGGCUUUGUUUGACCUUUUCCUUGUAUGUUUGGGAAAAGGUAUUUGGUUUUCUGUUUGGGAUUAGGAGAAGAGUUCUAUAAAUACUCUUCAUCACCCUAGUCUGUAGUAAAGGUCAAUCAGGUUAGUUUGUUGGGUUUGUCCGUUUGAAAUUUGGUUUGUAACCUGUACUCUUCUCAAAUUAGUGAAAUUUGUUCUCCCCUGCCCGUGGAUUAGCUAGUACAUAUUGUGUUAGUGAACCACGUUAAAUUUGUGUUCGUUUGUGUUGGUUUGGAUUGUCGUUUGCACGCAAGUUACAAAAGCUACCAAUGCUUUCCACCCGACCUCGAUGCGCUUUUGGAGAAGGACCCAUUUGCGACUCUUUGCCAAGCCAAGGCCAAACCAUCAGCGAUCCCUCUUGGUGGAUGCGAUGGUGGUAAAUCAAUGAUGCAUUAUAUGAUAUGGGGCAAGGAGAAGAAGAAAGAAGGAAAGAAGGAGAGGUCUCGUCACUCGUGGGUGGAGCCUCAAGAUCAUUUAAGUUCACGAGCCCUCAAUCAUGGAUUCGUCCAAAGCUCGUGACUUGAGACACCACCUCACCGACGAGAACCUCAACUUCAAUGAGGUUCUUGGGUGGACUGAAACUUGAAGAGCAACAGUCCGGCUCAUAACGUUAAAUUCAUCUCACUAAGUUUGUUGCCUUUGGUCAGCUUCAUAACGUUAAAUUCAUCUCACUAAGUUUGUUGCCUUUGGUCAGCUUCAGGGGGAUGGUUAUGAACAAGCGGCGAAGAACCCAGAUAGCGAAUAGUACGAGACUAGAUCCAAAAUUGGGCUAAAGUAUAAGGGCAUCGUCGAGCUGGAGAGCUUCUGGCUAUGCUCUCUCCUCUUAUCUCCCCUCACCGGAAAUCCAACUUUGUUGCUCUUCUGGUCUCUCGCUCUAGAGCCCAAUAUUGUGAUUUUCCCUCUUUUGCUCUCUUGCUCUGGAGAAAUAGACCUACUCCUUCGCUCUUUAGCUCUCUCGAUCUGGAGAUUUAGCUAGGGAGGAAGAGACAAACUUCGACGACCAGAAUCUUUCCCGCUGCCAUCCGCCAUCACCAGAGGAAUGUUGUUUGCGGGAUAGAGGGGUGACCUAGAACGCCAACAUGCGAGUCUAGCGAUGUUUGUGAUUUUGGAUCCUGGGUUUGAACCGAAUACCCUAUUUUCAUCUCUACCACGGGGUUGCAUCUGAAGUUUUUUCAAAAGAAAGUAGGGUACGAGGUAAUUGGGGUAUGGGGUAAUUGGUGGGAUGGUGGUGAUGGCCACGGUGGAGAGGUGGAGGAAAGGGAGGUAGAGAGGAUUCAGAAGAGGGUGGGGUAUGGGGUAAUUGUGAGAGAAGGUGGGUUGGUGUCUUGGUGGUGAUGGCGGCGGUGGAGGGUUGAUGGAGGAGAGGUAGGUGGAGAGGAGCACGGAGAAGGUGGGUUGGUACCAGCCUACCAGGGCCAGCCCAUGAUAUUCGGAGGCUGUUCGAAAGUUAAAACUGUGGCCCUAAAUUUUUUUCUGCAAAUUUAUUACAAUUAAAAAUUAUUAAAAGAUAUAAUUUCAA